UGCAAGUCCCUUCAUUACUCCAUUCAAUCCUCUUCUUGUCGCCAAAACCCUUCUUCACCAAAUUCUCCAAAACAUUAAUCUCUGUAAGCAACAUGUCAAACCCAACAGAACCCACUUCCGAAACUGUCCCUCAGACCCCACAGAAUUACCCCACACCCCUCUCCCCUCCCUUACCUUCCAUAUCAAAGGAUAUAGAGCUCACAAGAGCCAUGUCCGCCUCUUCGAAAUCAAGCCUUUUUAAGUUAUCAAGAAGUGAUAUUUUGUAUGAAGACGAAUGGCUCAUUGCUGUCAACAAGCCUCAAGGGAUUUAUUGUGAGAGUGUUUUGGCUUCUGUUCCCUGUCUUCUUGCUGGUAACUCCGCCGAGUCGGGUCAACUCAAUGCAGUGACUGAAGCCAAACCCCCAGAGCUCCAUCUUGCUAAUCGACUUGACCGUGACACAAGUGGUGUAAUGAUCAUUACCAAGUCCCACAAAGUAGCAUCUAAGCUUGUGAAGGCAUUUACCAAUCAUAAGGUGAGUAAAACUUACAUUGCUCUCUGUGUUGGUCCUGCUCCAAAAUGGGAAAGAACCACCCUUAAAUCAGGCCAUGGUCGAUCAAAGUUUGGAGUCUGGCGUGUGUAUGCUUCAUCAGAUGUAGGUCGGAAUCUACCAGGUGGGUCUGUAGUUAAGGACAUGGUUACUUCCUUUGAAGUGUUAUCAGUAAACGGACAGGGGAGCCUCAGAGAGCUAUCUGAAUUUCAAAAAAAUGUAACAAAUGUUAUAGUAGUUGAAGAAAAGGCCAUGAUAGAUGCUGAUGCAAAGAAGGAUGAAAUUUUGGUGAGAGCAUUUCCUCAGAGUGGAAGAACACAUCAAAUCCGCUUGCAUUGUCAGUAUCUUGGUAUUUCAAUAAGAGGGGAUGUGAAAUAUGAGGGUGUCUAUGAGUGGAACGGGAGGACUUAUGAGGGCCAUGAACUUCAUGCGGAGAGCUUGUCUUUGGAGCAUCCAGUCACUGGUUGCCCUAUAAUGUUCCAAGCGCCUCUGCCUUGUUGGGCAAGCCAAGCAUUGCAAUCACCCUAAAUUAUGCCCUCCACUCUAUUUAUUCUUUAAUAUUCAGGCUUCAGAAGAUCUCAUCAUGAUGUGCUAAGGUGCUAUGAUACCUGUUCUCUUUUGGAGCAAUUCAAUUUUUUAUGAAUUAAUGAAGGGAUUACUGUUAAAGAAGAGGAAAUAAGCUCCGCAGAAAAGUCCUGUGAACUGAAUGAAAUGACCAAUAACGUAUUUCUUCUUGAACUGAUGAAGUAUGCUGAAUGCAGAUCCAUGGUGCUUCAGCAAAGCUGCCAAUGGUAAUGAUUUGCUGAAGAAAGAGCUCGAGGUUGCAGCAAUAUGCCUCAGUUGCAAUUACAAACUUUUCAUCGACUCAAAACCUUUGCCUACAGCAGUGAGAAAAAGGUUGAAAUCAUUGACUGCCUAUGUGUUUUUGUUAAAUACAGACAUAGUUGGAAUAGUUCUGAAAUUCAUCAAAACCUUAUUUUAGUUUUGAAAAUUGUUAAAACCCUGCUAAAAGUGGAUCAAAACUUCCUUUAAAUUAUGUAAAAUUUUGAUAGAAGCCUACUUUUUAGGGAAUGUUUGUAACAAAUUCUAGAACCAUUCAAGCCGAUGUAUUUAACCCAAUAUUUAGGAAUUGUCUUAAAAGGGAAAAAGAUAGUGAACAUCU
Molecule: messenger RNA, 1689 nt
Organism: Pistacia vera
Lineage: Eukaryota; Viridiplantae; Streptophyta; Magnoliopsida; Sapindales; Anacardiaceae
Product: RNA pseudouridine synthase 1
Exons: 2
Coding region: 93-1055 (320 amino acids)
Biological process (GO): pseudouridine synthesis
Molecular function (GO): pseudouridine synthase activity; RNA binding
Source: RefSeq, a predicted model, not a curated record